AUGUCACCACAGCCCCGACCUGAGCACCCAUACCAUCGAUCAGGGGCCAGACGUGGCUCGAAUGCUAGCUCAAUACACUCCGUUGGUGGUCAACUCGACUCCGGUCAUGGAUCUUCUCCUCUGUUCGAGCUUGGCCAAAAUGCCAUCUCAACACUUCUACAACCUCCGAUAGUCCGCACGGGUUUGCUGCCCCAUUCGUCCGCCCCGGCGUCCACGGUACAUAAGCCGCCCACAGCGAAGGACAUCCCCCCCGUUACUCUGACGAACGUUGCCAAGAUCGACUCCUCCGACUUUGCCCCAUACCUGACACAGGUUGGGGCGCUGCAUGAGCAGCUGCGACGAAUUAGAGAAAGCGACGACGACGGUAGCGCCCAGAUCUUCAGGCGCAAUAGCCGCAAUGAUGAGCUUGUUCCAGAUGACGGGCAUCUUCGGCCACGAGGGCGACAACUGGGCUCCAGAAAAUCUUCGAUAACGUCGCUCAAGUCGGUCACAUCAACCGACGCGCCACAGAUGCGCCGACGGUCAAGUUCAGGCCUUAAGGGGAGCAAAGCUAUACAUGGACCUCCGCCACUAUCAACGAUCCCGAAUGUGUACUUCGACCAGGAGUUCCAUCUGGAGAACCCACGAACAUUCGACGUUGUCAGCGAACGGUCAGAAGUCGUGCAACAAACACCAGGCUCCACAGCACAGGCAAAUGCUACUCCUACCGCCCCCCGCAAAGCUCUCGCCACGAAUGCUAUCCUCCAGGAAAAGCUAUCGUGGUACAUGGACACUGUGGAGAUGCACUUGAUCACAUCCAUAUCUACUGCAUCAACCACCUUCUUUACCGCGCUGGGAUCUCUGCGUGAAUUGCAUUCGGAAGCAGCCGAUUCGGUGGAGAGGAUCCAAACUCUGCGGAAAGAGCUCGACGCGCUCGAUAAGCACAUUGCGACCAGUGGCUUGGAUAUUGUUCAGAAGAAGCGGCGAAGAGAGAAUUUGCAACAGCUCAACGACGCCGUGAAACAGCUCCAGGAGAUCAUAGACUUCGUUGCUGUCUGUGAAGGCCACGUCGAAGCAGGAGAGCUCGAGGAUGCGCUCGACAGCAUAGACACGCUUGAAAUGCUCAUUUCCGGUCGGCGCCGGUCAGCAGCCGAAUUGGAUUCUACUAUACAGCUGCGCGACCUCCGAGGAGCCGUGGCGUUGAGGGGCAUCAGCGAAGACAUGAUGACGCUCAAGACGCGUAUUGGAAAGGCUUACGAGACGAAAUUCGUGGCCAUCCUACUCGAAGACGCCAGGAAACAUGUCGAAACUGUGUCUUCGCAGGAGGUUCUGCUUCGGUGGAGCGGAGCAGCCAUGCGAGCACGCGGGAGACACUCCAGAGAGCCUUCGGCGUUCCCAGCUUAUUUGGCUGGGAUAGAUGGGAUUCGCAAGGAGCUGAAGCCAGUAAUAGCUGGUCUGCAACGAUCGGGAUACAUCACACCUGCCAUUGCAGCGUACCGAGAGUUAAUCUUGAAGGAGAUCCGCAACUUGGUCCGGAAACCCCUCCCAAGCUCCAACGAUGACGACAACGAGUCGAUGAUGUCUGUGUCCACUGUCGGUUCCAGGCGGAUGACGCAACAAGAGAAGUCGUCGAUCCUGGCGCGAAACCUGCGAGCUCUGGAGCCAGAAGAUGCCGAAGAUCUCUUUGUCACCAUAUAUGUAAGCGUGACAGAAACCUUGCGACGACUAAGCACUCAAGUCAAGGUGUUGUUCGAUGUUGCGGGAUCUAUUGGAGAAGAGCCGGAGCUACAAUCCGGUUUGCGAUCGCCUUCCAUCAAAUCGCCUCCUCUGAACAGCGCGAAUCGCGACCUGCAAGAAGACAUACAUCUUGCGAUGGACAUGGCAAACCUGACAGGGCAGGCUGUCGACCUUGGCCAGGAGAAGAUACUCAAGGUUUUGCGAGUGCGUUCCGAGCAGACCACCCAUCUACCGUUGAUCUGGUUCCUGCGUUACUUUACCUUGAACUUCUACUUUGCGACCGAGUGCGAAUCUAUAUCUGGACGAAGUGGCACGCCACUCAAGACGACUGUCAACACGCAUAUCAAGGACUUUAUUCAACACCAUGGCGAUCGAGAGAAACAAAAGCUCGCACAGGCGAUGGAGUCGGAUCAGUGGAGCGCAAAGGACUUUACGGAAAAGAACAACGAGCUGCUCACCCGGGUUCUGGAAAGCAGCACCAAAGAUGCCGCGGAAUGGUCAGAAGCAAGCAAGAUCUGGGUUCCACUUUCCGAGGAGGACUCUGAGACUCCAGCCAAGGUUGAGUCCGAGUCUAAUGGCACAAGCAAGGAGAAGGAGAAGGAGAAGACGAGGAGUGCGAUGAUUGAUGAAGAGCCUUUCAUCCUGCCCAACUCGGCCAUCUUGUGCUUACAAGGCAUGUCUCAUUUCCUCCAGCUCAUUGCGACGAUGCCGUCCAUGGCUUCGGAGGUCUCUGUCUCGUUGAUAGGCUACUUGCAGUUGUUCAAUUCCCGCUGCACGCAGCUCAUUCUCGGCGCGGGAGCUACACGGUCAGCUGGCCUUAAGAACAUCACGACACGGCAUCUUGCGCUGGCAGCCCAGGCUCUAGCAUUCAUCUCUGCACUCAUCCCUCAUGUGCGCGAAUUCGUUCGGCGACAUGCGGGGAGCGGCCCCAAUGCCAACAACCCAGGCGCACCAUCGGUUAUGGGCGAGUUUGACAAGGUCAGGCGACUUUUCCAGGAGCACCAGAACAGCAUCUACGACAAGCUCGUCGAGAUUAUGAGUGGCCGCGCCGCCACGCACGCCAAGACGAUGAAGAAUGUCGACUGGGACAGUACGACUGCGGUUGGCGUCAAUGGUUAUAUGGAGACCCUGGUCAAGGACACGGUCACGCUGUAUAAGGUGCUAUCGAAGCACCUUCCCAAAGGAACGAUCCUCAUGAUUAUGCCGCCUGUGUUUGACAGCUACAAGAGUCACCUCAGCAAGACGCUCGAGUCUCUGAAGCCAAACACUGAGCACGGCGUGAGACGCAUGGAGAACGACUUGAAGUUCCUCAACGAGAAACUUGGCAAGAUUGAGGGCUAUGGAGAUGUCGGGGACAGGCUAUUGUCCAUUGCCCAGGCCAAGAGGGCCGACAUUGAGGCGGCACAAAGCGCCGCGGAAGCCCGCAAAGCAGCGGAGGCAAUCAGAGCACGAGAGGCUGCCGAGGCCGCCGAGGCCGCAAAGGCGCGAGAAGUCGCUGCCGCAGCCAACGGCACCGGGGAGAAUGGAGUCACUGCGCAAGAGGAGGGUUCGCAAGAGAAGAACAAAGACGGGGAUUCGCCUGGGGCUCUGAACGGGAAGCCAGAGAACACGAGCGAUAGCUAG
Messenger RNA from Microdochium trichocladiopsis, 3339 nucleotides. RefSeq names its product Vps54-like protein-domain-containing protein. The transcript is spliced from 2 exons. Lineage: Eukaryota; Fungi; Ascomycota; Sordariomycetes; Xylariales; Microdochiaceae. Gene Ontology annotation, molecular function: syntaxin binding. Gene Ontology annotation, biological process: Golgi to vacuole transport; retrograde transport, endosome to Golgi. Bases 1 to 3339 code for a protein of 1112 amino acids. Gene Ontology annotation, cellular component: GARP complex. The record is from RefSeq and is a predicted model, not a curated record.